CAGGGCGGCGGCGAGGAAGGGAGAUCGGUCUCCUCGCCGCGGACGUUCCGCCGGGAAAGACGGCAAGUUGUGAGCGCGCCGGCCCGGGGAGGAGGCGGCCGCCGCCGCCGGCCAUGGAUCAUCACCCUUACUACGGAGGAUGGGAAGCUGAGGCCCAGUAAGGCUGAAGAUCCCUUCUGUUCAUAGACACUCCCCAUUCCAGAACUGCGGAUUACCUGUGGUCCCAAAACCUGGUGGUUUCACACCUUCACUUACUCUUGCAGCCCUUUGGGUCCUCGUUGCCCUAUCUGGAGAAAGAUGGCAUCCAGCCUGACGUGUACUGGGGUGAUCUGGGCUUUGCUCUCCUUUCUUUGUGCUGCUACCUCCUGCGUGGGGUUCUUUAUGCCUUACUGGCUCUGGGGAUCCCAACUGGGCAAGCCUGUGUCCUUCGGUACUUUCCGGAGGUGCUCUUAUCCGGUGCAUGACGAGAGCCGGCAGAUGAUGGUGAUGGUGGAAGAAUGUGGGCGCUACGCCUCUUUCCAGGGCAUCCCCAGCGCAGAAUGGAGGAUCUGCACCAUCGUGACGGGCCUGGGCUGUGGCCUCCUCCUCCUGGUGGCUCUCACCGCUCUCAUGGGUUGCUGUGUGUCGGAGCUCAUCUCCAGAACAGUGGGAAGAGUGGCUGGAGGAAUUCAGUUUCUGGGGGGAGACAUAAAAAAAAUAUAUCACUAUGGAAGGAGACAGAAGGGCAUCGGGAGGCUGCCUGGGGACAUACUUGUGAGACAUGUACUAAGCUUGUUGAUUGGUGCUGGCUGUGCCCUCUAUCCCUUGGGCUGGGACAGUGAGGAAGUUCGGCAGACUUGUGGCUACAUUUCUGGCCAGUUUGACCUGGGUAAGUGUGAAAUCGGCUGGGCCUACUACUGCACAGGAGCAGGUGCUGCUGCUGCCAUCCUUCUGUGCACAUGGCUGGCUUGCUUCUCUGGCAAGAAACAGAAGCAGUACCCAUACUGAGAUGGAGCCACCAAGAAAAAAGAGGAGAAGAUGGGCUGAAGGGGCUUGGAGGAACUAAAAAAAUCCGGCUACUUUCAAAAGGUGGAAUAAUGCUUCUAAUUAAUACAAUGCUAAUGAAAUAAAAUCCAGUGGAAUCAGAAACAUUAUAUAUUGUGGAAGGGUUGUACAAGAUUUAUAAAAAAAAAGAAAAAAGAGCACUUAGAAGGAUAG
Pipistrellus kuhlii (Kuhl's pipistrelle) is the source of this 1197-nucleotide messenger RNA. It is a transcript of the gene LHFPL6, whose product is annotated as LHFPL tetraspan subfamily member 6. The coding region runs from base 298 to 987 and encodes 229 amino acids. Gene Ontology annotation, cellular component: membrane. The record is from RefSeq and is a predicted model, not a curated record. NCBI's taxonomy places the organism in Eukaryota, Metazoa, Chordata, Mammalia, Chiroptera, Vespertilionidae. The transcript is spliced from 5 exons.